Molecule: messenger RNA, 1218 nt
Organism: Macrosteles quadrilineatus (aster leafhopper)
Lineage: Eukaryota; Metazoa; Arthropoda; Insecta; Hemiptera; Cicadellidae
Product: homeobox protein B-H1-like
Exons: 3
Coding region: 256-1161 (301 amino acids)
Biological process (GO): regulation of DNA-templated transcription
Molecular function (GO): DNA binding; DNA-binding transcription factor activity, RNA polymerase II-specific
Source: RefSeq, a predicted model, not a curated record
CGGUGAGGACGUACAACAGUGCUCUCGGAUCAUUCAGUGACUAUUAAACUUUCAUCGCGACAGUUACCUGUGAUAUGUUUUCGUGUUUGCCGUAAAACAAACUUUGGUGUCACACAAAGUGUCGUCUUCGGCGCUUAGUUGUUCAUAAACAGUGCGUUACCGGUGUAUGGAGUUUGUUGUCUGUGAGUGGUGAGGUCUAAGGAGUGUCCUAAGGACCGAACGUUGGAGGGUGGACCCAGGACUCCCGGUGGACCCAUGACAGUCCACGACAUGUCCCCAGCUGCCUUGACCAUGCCGCACCACCAUCCGCACCUCGCACGGUCCAGGUUCAUGAUCACAGACAUCCUGUCCGGCCAGUCCGGCCACCAUCCCCAGCGGUCACCUCCGUCGCCGGCCAGCUCCGUGGACGCCCCCCGGGAUCUCAGUCUCCACUGCCGCACCGCCGCCUCUGACGCCGAUCUCAGCGAUGGUCAUGAGAGUGGCACAGACUCCGGCCUGCACGGCGACAACUCCAGCGUCUGCUCAAAUGGUCACAAAGACGACGUCCAGGACGGCUCUAGAGGCUCCAGUCACUCAGGGCUGAGCAAGAAGCAACGCAAGGCGAGGACGGCGUUCACAGACCAUCAGCUGCAGACGCUGGAAAAGAGCUUCGAAAGACAGAAAUACCUGAGUGUACAAGACCGCAUGGAACUGGCGGCCAAGCUGAGUCUGUCCGACACCCAGGUCAAGACCUGGUACCAGAACAGGAGAACGAAGUGGAAGCGUCAGACAGCGGUGGGUCUGGAACUACUCGCUGAGGCUGGUAACUACGCGGCGUUCCAGAGGUUAUACGGCGGACCUCCCUACUGCUGGCCAUACCCUGCGCCUGGGGGUGGUGCCGCCCCCACGGCUGCCGACCUGUACUACCGCCAAGCCGCCGUCGCCGCCGCCGCCGUCACCGCCACUACACUCCAGAAGCCGCUGGCCUACCGUCUCUACCCCGGAGUCGCGGGGCCUUCCCAUCUGCCGCCUCCGCCGGGCCUACCCACCGCCCCCGCCUACUACCAUCCUCUGCCUCCGCGCUCCCCCAGCCCUGACCCCCGCUCCCCCACGCGGUCACACAGUCCUCAGAGUGUAGAUGUGGAGGACGACUCCCCGGACUCGCCCCAUGUCGACGUCUAACGCAGAGCGGGAGUUGAACUCAAGUGGUCACAAGUUUGGUCUUUGGAAGUUCUAGUG